Messenger RNA from Psylliodes chrysocephalus, 8222 nucleotides. Lineage: Eukaryota; Metazoa; Arthropoda; Insecta; Coleoptera; Chrysomelidae. The record is from the annotation of a GenBank genome assembly.
UGAAAAUCUGCUUUUUGACAAGUGAAAAAACAAUUUUUCUAGACUCUCAAAACAUUGUUUGAGUUAAAAUAUCCAAAUACUUCCAUGCUGACCUUAAUUAAAAUCCAUAUGGUCGAUUUGAAGUGAUGAAUUUUCCGAUAUAAACUUUAUGCUUGAUGUUGGACCAAAAAAUGGCGAUUUUACAAUCAAUUUUUAAACGAUAUUUAACUCCAAUUUAGCUGUUAUUCCAAUAAUAAGAUGAUUCUGUACCAUAGCGAAUGAUUUGUAGAUUAUAGAAUGAGUUUUUAAAAUGGAUCAUGUUUGGUGUAUAAUAACAAUAGGAGUACAUACUUAUAUAAACAUUUUCACCUGAAAAAAAUGUCCCGAGGAUAUGGGAAAUAUCGCCGAGGGGGAGGAUCCCACUCUAGUUUUCACUUUGACAAUUUAUUUAAAGAAAAUAGCAAUAGACCUUCUGCUGCUAGAUCAGCAGCUACUGUUGGAAAAUGGGGUAUAACCUCAUUCACCUCUAUCCGCACCAUUAAUGGUAUUCGCUCAACAGAAAAGAAUUCCAAGCCAGCUACUCCAGACGCAGCACCAAAACCAAAAAAGUUCUUCAAAAGUCGAAACCCCGACCCCCCUGACUUAACUCCCUCCUACUCCAAGUCAUCGCACCCUCCCCCAAAGAAAUCUAGGCAAACUGUAGAGCCCAGUGACAGGACGACUAGAGCAUCUUCCCCGCGAAAAUUCUUCUCGUCUAAAAGUAGCAGUAGUAGCAGCAGCACCACCACAGAAAAGACUGUAUUGAGUUCAAAUGUAAAUAAGAGUAAAAAUAAUGAACCCACAAAACCACCAAUAGUAUUAAGAAUAUGCCGAGGAAAGUCCCAGUUACUUAACGAUUCCGACGAAUCAGAAAGUACGCCUACUCCUUCAAGCACUCCCUCUACCUCCAACACCACCAGCCCCAGAGCUUUGAAGGACACGACGAGGCCUAGCAAUUGUCGGAUUACGAGAUCAGCAAGACGCAGUAUGCAACAAGACCAUCCCAGUAGUUCCCCAGCCGCAGCUGACACUCCCGCAGAAUUUUCCCUCUUCACCAGCCCGAAGAACGACAGCGAUCUCUCUCCUCAAUACAUCCCAGCCGAAAAAUACGAAUUGGAGCGUAAAGCUAUGUACGAUAACUUACUUAGACCCAGUUCGCCCAAGGAGACGAACACGCAGUCCAACGAUGAGUUCACGAAUUUCGAUAACAGAGCUAAUAAUUCAUCGCCAGAUGGCGCUGCUAGCCUCGCCGAAGCUAGUAAGGAGGAUAACGAAGAGACCGAGGAGAAUGGUGGUGAAGAAGAUAGGAGCGAAGUAGAUAUGGAAAUAGACACAACCCCAAUUGUAACAGCAGAUGUCAAAGAAAAUCCUCCUCCCCCUGACGAAGAAGAAGAAGAGGACGAAGACAUUGAGGAAGGGGACGAAAUGGAUGCAGAAGAAAAUGGUAUCGAUAUCGCGGUACCUACGGAACCUGAAGAACCAGAAGAACUUGAAGAGCUUGAUGAGCCUGAAGAACCUGAAGAGCCCGAAGAACUUGAAGAGCUUGAAGAACUCGAAGAACUUGAAGAACUCGAAGAACUUGAAGAACCCGAACCAGUGGUCAAACUCAGAAGUAAACAGGCUGCAAUCGAAGAAGAAUGGAGUACGGACAGUGAUUCAAAUAGUACAUCACCUGAAAUGGAAGUUAAGCAGAUAUUGCCAGAUCCUAACUUUAAGAUGAACCAGAUAGAAGAGCACAAAUCUGAAAUCCUCGAUAAAAUCCUAGAAAAACCACCUGAGUUGACACCCCCGGUGAAGCUCGUCAUCUCCAAGAAAAAGGGCAGCAUCUUUAAAAGUCGCACGCUGAUAGACGAUGGUGUCCCGAAGAAACGUCGUGCCCUCUACAAACACAAAUGGACGGAUGACAACAAGGAACAGACAAAACCAAGCGAAGAGACCGGUACGUCGUCAAGCGCGGAAGAUAAAACGGUCGACGAUGGAUUCGAUUUUAAAGAUGAAAUGUUAGAGAGGGUAAUUGAUGAUAAAGAAGAAGGAGAGGUGACGAGAGUCAGAUGUACAAGGAGUAAUAAACCGUACUACACAGUUGUGCGAAAUGUCAAAAAAGCCCACCAAAUUCAGGAAAUUGGCGAAUUCCAAGAAUUCAAUGACGAUGUAGAGUAUAUCCUAGACGCUCUGCAGUAUAAAUACCCAAUUGGCACUAGGUGUCUAUCAGCAAUAACUUUGGCCUCCAAAUGUAUGGUACCAGCCUUUAGGAUGCACGUCAGAGCCCACGGUACUGUCGCCAAAUUCUUUAAAGCCUUGCACGAUGCUCCAAAAAAUCAAAGUUUAGGUUUGUGUACAGCUACAGUAAUGUUUGUCCUAAGUCAAGACAGACUGAACAUGGAUCUAGACCGGGACUGUCUAGAACUCAUGUUGAACCUUUUGGAAUCUGACGUCAGUUAUCAACAAGCCUUAGAUGAUUGCGGACUUAGUACCGCGCAGUUAGAGAAGAACAAGCUCAAAGUCAGGGAAAUAUGUGCGGAAAUCCAAAGCCAGGGACACGCCAUGCAUUUAAAUCUUGAAUCUAUAACGGUGGGGCAACUGGCUAUGGAGACUUUGUUAAGUUUGACGUCGAAAAGGGCGGGAGAAUGGUUCAAAGAGGAACUUCGAGAACUUGGUGGGCUGGAACAUAUCAUGAAAACAAUUCACGAAUGUUGUCGACAAGUUUCCGACUACGUAGUCACAUGGACAGAUACUUUAUUAGAUAAAUUAAGAAAAGUAGAUCGAUGUUUGAGGGUUUUGGAAAAUGUAACGCAUAAUAAUGAAGAAAACCAAAACUAUAUACUCAAAUAUGGCGAAGGUGCUAUUUUGGACACUCUCGUUAACUUGUACAAACUUUGUGAUGGCGAAAUACCUCUCUAUCCGGUCACUGAUAUUACCGACAAAACUUCCACCGGCACAAUAAUCAGGGAAGCACUUUUGGUUACGUUAAAAGUUCUUAUCAAUUUAACGCAUCAUUUUAACAACCAAUCUAUUGGUAGUCAGCUGAUUGGAACCAGAGCGGGCAUUAUAGAAACCAGUCUUCAUUUAUUAUUACAAGUGCCCAAUUACAUUCCUGAUCAAAAGAAAUUCGAAUUGGGAGUUCUUGUACUUAUGUUAUUAAUAAAUCUCAUACAAGAUCAAGAUUCCAAUAAAAAGCUUCUUAUGGCAGCAAAAGCACCUCCAAAAUUAGAGAGCAUAUAUUCCCGCGAAGAAAGUGCGGUAGAAGCUUUAAUAGCACAAUUCUACCACUGGGAAGGAUGCGCUAUGAUAGCUGAGGACAAAACGAACGCCAUUUUGGAUGGCGAGAAAGAUGGUGAAGAUGCUCCCACUCCAAAAUCUAAUGAAGAAUUUAUAGAAGAAACGGUUGCAAAAUUGUUACAAAAGGCUGGUACUCACAUGGAGUUUACAUUCCUGGCUUCCUAUAUCGUCAUGUUGGUCGGUUUUCUCAUUAUGGAACACCCGGAAUGGCAGCAAUUUAUUAGACAGUUUUUGAAAGGAAGUAACUUCGCAGACAUGGUCGAAUUACUUAAAAAAUUCUUCAAUUUCAUGAAUUUGACAGCAUCAACGGAGGCAUCAAGCGUGUGUGCAGUCAAAGCUACGGAAAAAGUGAUAAAAUUUUUGGAAGAGUGUGAUAAACCCCCGCCGGUCGAUGAUUCCAACCCUGAAAAACCACCCGCCUUUUACGAAUCCAUUGGCAUGGACUUGAGCUAUAGGUUGACCUCGUAGUUUUUUUUAAUUUAAUAUUGUUGGACUUGAAAUUACUCAUAGCGUUUGUGAAUAUAUGGAUUUAAUGAUAACAUAGAAAGGACCUGGUUUAUCAUUUUUUUUUCUACAUCCUCGAAUUUUUUCAACACUGUUACAAAAAUGAGAAAUAUCUAGUGUUUUUUUUUUCUUCUAAGGAACCUACAGGUCUGGUUUAAUAAUUGAACAUAAAAUAAGAAUAUAAUAGUCACAAUUUUAAAAGGUAGGCCUGUUUUUUACAUUUCAGAGAUAGACCAUCGCCGAUUUUUUUUGUGUGUGAAGUGAAAGAAAUUAUCAUUGUCUAAUUAUAUAGUACAAAUUUCUUGAUUCAAAAUUUCGUUUUAAAAAAAUAUUUGAUUAUUUCUCAGUUACACAACAGUUACCAAAGCAACAUAUAUUUGACAGCUGUUAAUAUUAAUUUAAUUUGUAUGUAGUUACCAUGGUGUAAAUAUAAGGUGUUUCAACUCUCAAAAAAAAAAAUGGCGAAAAUGGAUCAGGGUACAAGUAACCUAACCUACAGUGUUACUCCCAAAUAUCAAUCUGACCCACAGUUGCCUCUUAUAUCCAAUGUUUUAUCAUUUAAACUACGCUGUUAUCCCUUCUCCCUAUUGUUCUACUUUCCUUCCAUGUGUUAUUCCUCUACUUUUAACCAAUUAUUACCCCACUUUCAAAAAAAAAUCACUUACAUUUAACUCUAAUUUAUUUUAACAAGUAAAAAAUACAAUAUAUAAAUACUGUAGCUAAAUAAAAUUCUUUGAAUUCUUCUUGACAACCAUUUCACUUUAUCUAGCAGUAACUUAAUUGGAGUUUUGAGUAUAUUUAUCAAAUCACUCUUUUAUAGUUUGUACAAAGAAAAAUUACAUUGAAUAUUAUAACCACAGCAAUAAUAUUAAAUUUAGUUUUUUGACCAUUCCAUUUUUCAUUUCGAUAGUCAGUGUAUAAUAGUGACAUUAUCGAAUGUAAAGCUUACCUUAGUACCAGUUCCUAGAAUUUCAAGUCCCAAUUCCUUGAUGGGCAUAUUGGAAUAUGAUUCCAUUGCAUAUUUUCGUUUGAAUUAUAGGGCGUAAAGUUCGUAACCAGUCCUCACUCUUUUUGGAAUUGUGCUUCAUUUGAUGAGAAAGAUUCCCACGGUCUGAGAGAACAUUUUUUAAAUAUAUUUAUAUAUUUACAAUUCGUUGGGUUAUUUUGAUGAUGUAGAGACUAAUUUUAAAAUCCCAUAAGUCGCAACUUCAAUCAUAAAGUGUCACAAAUCGAAAUUUUAAGAUUUUGAGUUUCGGUAAUAAAACGACCCAAAAUAGUGUUGUCUAUUGAGGUAAUUCCGACCUACGUUGAAAUAGUCAGUCAGGAAUUGCAGAUUUAUUUUUGUGAAAGUUUAGUUCUAUCGGAUUUAGACCUAAAGCGACAUAAUUUCAGUUGUGUGCCAACAGUGACAUGGAUUGAAAUAGCAUCUUUUGCAAAUUUGCUUCUAAAGAGGCAUUUUUUGCUUUGUUACAUGAAAUAUUUUUUAAAUAUAAUCCAAAAAAGAACCAUUUUAAAAUAAGUGACGUAACUGAAUUUUUUUUAUCUAACAAUAAAACCAUUUUUCCUCCUUUUAAAUAACACAUACAUCUUUAAAAUAUUCCUUAACCUUUUCACAAAUUUUAUUUGUUCGUAAUACUUCGUAAAUUUUCUCAAAGUUCAAACAUUCUAAGAUAGCUCCAAAUAUAAAAAAAAUUCUAUGAAACUACCACUUUUUAGUUGUGUCACUUUAUGAUUAAAGGUGCGAAAUGUCUAAGCCUCUUCCACCUUAUUUUAGGUCUAUUAGCCAUUUUCUCUUAAGUCUUCUAUUGUUUAUUUGUGGUUGGAGUAGUGGGUUAGUAUGUGAUUCCAAUCUUUGGUGGUGCUUUUGUAUUCUUUACUGAAUUGCCUCUUGAACUGUUGCAAUAUGCCGGUCUUGAUGUAUCAUCUGGUUAGAUAUAUAUCAGGGAGCGUCUACUAUUGUUCACAAAAUCCUUGACUAUGCUCUUUAUAAAAUAGCUAUAUUGGAUUUGCUGGCAUAUCCCCGUAAUAAUGGCGGGAUUGAAAUAAUUUCUGCUUUAUAUAUUAAAUUAUUUUCUUUUGGCAUUUUAGAUUUUCUGUCUAGCAUCCAAUAUAAAUUUUUCAUUUUCAGUUCUAUUUGUUUACAUUUUUUAAUUUAUAUAAUCUUUCCAAACGAUUUUGGUAUCUAAAUAGAUUCCUAAAUAUUUGACAAUUGGAAAUUAAAUGUUGUUAGUGUAAAUAGGAUGGGAUUUUUCUUCUCUUAAUGUGAAUGUUAUCUGUUGUGAUUUGCUUUCGUUUAUAAUAAUAAUGUCUCUAAUUCACCAACUUACGAGUGAAUUUCAACUCCUGAAGUCGACUGAGCGACUUGUGUAGACUUAAAGAUGAUUGAGGGCGUCAUUUGACUUACAGGUGAGGAAAACUUCACCCACCAUUAUCGAAAACGGUAACGCAUGGCGAUUUUUAUAAUCUAGAUGUCAUAUCAACAGAAAUUAAAUAUCUGCUAAUACAUUAUCCAUCAAAUCCUAUAGAGAACCAUGCAAAUAAAUUCACAUGAUCUACGGUAGGAUUCGAAGCCCAGUGUGUCUCUACCACAAAAUUGGCUCGCAAAUAAUGUAUGCGCCAUAGACCCCUACACUACUGUAGUUUAUUUUUAUUUUCCACUUUUUUUAAGUCUUGCAGUAUAAUCAGAUAUUGGGAGGGCUGAGUGGGACUUCAGAUUUAAAUGGUUGAAUCUGCGAAGUGUUAUCGUUCACAUCGUUUACUUUAGUCCUAAAAUACCUGCCUGACAAGUAUGAUUUUAGUAAGAUGUAAAAGAGGAUUGGAAGAGACUGUUUAAUCUUAUGUCAUAAACCAUACUCGAGAAAGAAUUUGUAGCAAUUUCGUUUCUCUCCUCGCAUUUACCGUUUUACUUUCUGUUUUGUAAAGCUUUCGAACUCUGUUUUGUGCCUUCUUUGGUACUUUUUAACCGACUUCAAAAAAGGAGGUUCUCAAUUCGUCGCGAUAUUUUUUUUAUUUAGUUAAUAUAUUUUUCUAUAUUAAUGGAUCAACAUCUUUUAUGUAAAAACGUGACGUCACACUUUUUAAAAUAAGGGUAUCUUUACAAUAAGUAAUAAGUUUACAAACCACAUAUCAAAUAUUCUCCAACAAAUGUCAUCAUUAGCCGAAAAAUCAAGUUUUCGCAUUUUAACAAAGUUGUAGUAGUUUUAUUUGAGCCUUUGAUCCAUGUUUUCUCAAUAAAUCAAUUUUGUGAAUUGUCACGUUUUACUAUCAGUACUUAACUACGAUUAGCACAUUAUAUUUAUAACUCCUGGGAUAGGUGUCAUGUGUCCUGGAAUUCUAGAUUUUUGUUCGCCCAUUCAAGACUGUUGUCACUUUUUUCCACUUUCAGGCUCUCAUCAGGUCGAGACCCAAAAUUAGGUUUGGGUUUUAAAUUAGCUUUUCAUUAUUUUUUUUCUGUUGUAACCAUGCGGUGUUUUUUUUUGGAAUUGUAUUGUUAGUUGGCGUUUUAAUACUGUUUCUGAUGUAUUGGAAAAUUAUUAAAAAAGGAAUCCUAAUUGAACAGACACAUACAACCAUAAAAAUUUCAUUUUUGUCUGAUAUAACACCGCUCUCGUUAAAAAUAUAUUUGUCAUACAUAUCGCAAGUAAGUGAAACAGCAAUACUCUGCAUGAAUAAAAGUUUACUAUAAAUUCUACAACCUGCCUGACCCAACCUGACUCAUCCGGUCUGGAAUCUCUAGUAACAUGGACGUACAAUUUUUUUUAUAAAUGUAUCACAUUCAAUUUUUCAAUUUUAUUAAUAAAAUAGGCCUAGCACUAAACAAUUGAAAUCAUAGAGGCUCCGUGAACUAAUACUAGUUGACACGUUAUAGAAUCACCUGUGGGCAACAUACUACUUAAAUACUCAAACCAUUGUGUAUGGCGUUCUUUUAGAUUAAAUUGUAGCGUUAUCGCUCUGACAGUCAUCUCUUGUUAUCUCUACUCUUUGCUAUAAGCAUUCAUUUAUGACAGUUCAUAAGUUGGAUAAGAAUACUCGAAAAUCGGAUAAAAUCAUCGCCUUUGACAACAUGGUUGCCGUAAAUACACUAGAGAACAUUUCUUUUUAAAUGAGAGUUAAAACACCUUAGUUUUACCUUGGUACUUAAAACCAAUCCGUUUUAAAACAGAUUCGUAGUAACGUUUGUUGAUAAAAGUUACAAAUUAGGCAAAAAUUGUAUUAUAAUAUGCUUUAAAUUAUGUUUCUUGUUCGUCCACAUGUAUUUUAUGUUUGGAAAAUCGGACAUGCACUCUAUUUCCGAAAUGUACCCUUUAUUCAUUUUCUAAAUAGUAUAUUAUUAAUUGAGAGAGAUAUAUGCAUACAAACAUUUACAUUUUUAAAUUUUAUUAUGUGAAUUUGUGUUGUUUUUACUUUGUGAUGUUUAAAAG